UGUUCCUUCCUCUUCCUUUACUUCUUCUUCUCGGACCUCACUCCCUCACGCAAACUGCAAAUCCCCUGUUUUCACAGUCUAAGCCUUCCUCUCCCUCACCUGAAUCCAACUCUCACGCUCCCACCACAUGUCCUUCUCCAUCAUCAUACCUUCUCCCUCCAACGCCGGCAAAAGCCCUCCAACCUAACGCUGCUCCUUUUCUCCGGUAAACCCAACUCCAGCAACCUUUGCUCGGCUAAUUUCCAAUUGCAGACCCACCUCAGGCCAUAUCUACUUACCAACCCAAAAACCCAUACAGCAGAUCCAUUCCCAAAGGCCCAUAUUGAACACCACACGGAAACAAGUCCCUCUUCUGUAACACCUAACCUCCCAUAUACUAGGUCAAUAGACCACUGAUUUACAGCCGCCUUAUCUCCCCUUUAAGUCCACUAUACGGAGCCUAGUCGUGGUGCCAUAGCUCAACCAGAUUCUGAGCUUCCUUGUUCAUAUAGCCUCCAAUUAUCGUGGGUGAGGAGGGGGAAUUUUUAAUAACUUGUUAUAUCUGUUUAUUAACAUUGUGCUUUAGAUCGGUACUCUAGUUGGUUUCAGUCAUUUUCUGAAACUCCUGCAUUAACAUCCUUUAUGGGUGGUACAAUUGGUGAUUUUAGUUGAUGGCAACUAGGAAUCUGUGGAACGAGUUUUGGAUGGAGAUUGAUUGAACUAUUGAUUCAAAAUUGAGUUUAUGGCAGUGUUGCAAGCAAAUUGGGCAAGUUUUGGGGGUCAUUCUGUUGAAAGACGAGUAAACAAGUUCAUGAAACACAAAUACUAAACUCAAAAAUACCCAUCAGUGAGAUUAUACAUUGGUCAUACAUUUGAAUCGGAUAUUGUUGGUUGACUAUGGCGAGUGGGCAAGUGACAAAGCGAGUGAAAUACAAGACCUCAGUGAAGGACCCUGGCACUCCUGGUCGUCUAUUAUUGACUAUGGAGAAAUUAGCAUUCAGGCCUAAUAAUCCUAACUCAGCUUCAAAGCUUGACAUGGAGUUUAUAUACGUUAAAAACCACAAAUACACCAAGGAGGGAUCAAAUAAAGCACCAAUGCUUAAUCUCACCUCAAAUCAGGGUGCAAGUUACAUAUUUGAGUUUGAAAAUUACAGUGAUCUUCAAGUUUGCAAAGAAUUUGUGGGAAAAGCCCUUUCCAAGCCUGGAGAGACUCCAAAACCUGCUGAUACUUCACAAUCUCUUUCUGAACAACCUAGUACAGAAGAACUGCUUCUUCGAAUGAACUUGCUGCGAGAAAAUAGUGAGUUGCAGAAACUUCAUAAGCGGUUUGUGAGGGAUGGUGUGUUGACAGAUACUGAAUUUUGGGCAGCAAGGAAGAAGUUGCUCAAUGGGGACUCAGGUAACAAAUCAAAGCAACGGGUUGGUCUUAAAACUGUUAUGCUUUCAGAUUCCAAGCCACUGAUUGAUGGACGGACAAACAAGGUUACAUUUAAUUUGACACCAGAGAUUGUACGUGAGAUUUUUGCAGAGAAACCAGCAGUUCACCAGGCAUACUUGAAUAUGGUUCCUAAUAAGAUGACGGACAAGGAUUUCUGGACCAAAUAUUGUAGAGCUGAAUAUCUCCAUCAUUCAAGAAAUGCUCAUGCUGCUGCAGCAGAGGCUGCUGAAGAUGAGGAACUAGCUCUUUUUCUGAAACCUGAUGAUAUUUUGGCCAGCGAAACUCGACGGAAGAUCAGAUGUGUUGAUCCAACUCUAGACAUGGAAGCUGACCAGGGAGAUGAUUAUACACAUCUUCCAGAUCAUGGAAUUGCCCGUGAUGGUAGUAAGGAGAUAACAGAAUCACAGAAUGAACCAUACAUAAGGACAUUGUUACAUGACCUUAACCGCCAUGGAGCUGUUGUUCUUGAAGGAACAGCAAUAGAUGAAGAGCAGUUGAAAGACACACAAACUGUAGCAGAGGCACUUAUUCAGUCAAAAAAGGGAAAUAAAAUAGCUAAUGAAGAAGCUGAUGGAAAUGCAAACGAGGAGAAAUUGAAUAGAAUUUCCAAAAUGAUGGAAAUUGAGGAUCUUCGAGGAUCAAAUGAUCUUCCUUUAGCACCUCUCUCCAUUAAGGAUCCACGGGACUAUUUUGAUUCUCAACAAGCUUGUGCACUUAAAACUUCAAGAGAUGCACCUACUGGAACUGAAGCAUUGAAUUGCAGCUUGAGCGCUCAGGAAGCUUAUGGUUCUUUGAGGGACUCAAUUUCUCAGAUUAAAGUUGUGGGAUUGAAUGAUCCCAUAGUAACACCUGAAGUUGCUAUGAAGGUUCGUUCUGUAUUGACACAUAAUAUCACAAGCACCAAAUAUCACCUUGGAAAGAAUCCUAGGGAGAGUGUUUUGGAUGGUUUCCCAAACAAAAUAAAGGAGGACCUGCUCCAUCACUGGAUGGCUGUUGAGGAGUUGUUGAGACAUUUCUGGUCAUCAUAUCCAAUCACUACUGCAUAUCUUUAUGCGAAGGUAAAUCGACUGAAGGAUGAAAUGUCAAAAAUUGAUUCUCAGCUCCAGGAGAUGAAGGAAUCUGUGCAGUCAGAUCUUCGAAAUCAGCUUACACUCCUUAUACGUCCAAUGCAACAGGCUCUAGAGGCAGCCAUGCAACAUUAUGAUGCAGACUUGCAGAAGAGAUUAGCAAAGAGUGGAGAGAGACCAAAUGGAUAUGUCUAGAUUGUUUUUUUUUUUUUUUUUUUUGGGUGGAUCAAAUCAAUUUUGUUGUGAGAUAUUUAAGGUUUCACAUUGCGAUUUGUAAAAAAGUUAACAAGUGCUGUACAAAUUAUUAUUAUUAUUCUAAUCAUAGUGUUGCUUCUUGCCAUC
Molecule: messenger RNA, 2826 nt
Organism: Manihot esculenta (cassava)
Lineage: Eukaryota; Viridiplantae; Streptophyta; Magnoliopsida; Malpighiales; Euphorbiaceae
Product: general transcription and DNA repair factor IIH subunit TFB1-1
Exons: 20
Coding region: 877-2679 (600 amino acids)
Biological process (GO): transcription by RNA polymerase II; nucleotide-excision repair; transcription by RNA polymerase I
Cellular component (GO): transcription factor TFIIH core complex; transcription factor TFIIH holo complex
Source: RefSeq, a predicted model, not a curated record